Molecule: messenger RNA, 10686 nt
Organism: Closterium sp. Naga37s-1
Lineage: Eukaryota; Viridiplantae; Streptophyta; Zygnematophyceae; Desmidiales; Closteriaceae
Source: the annotation of a GenBank genome assembly
AUGAACAGAGUAUUCGCACGAUCAAACGUCCAUUUUUGCAGUUUGCUUGACCGCCGCGUUUUCCCGUUGGUGCAGCUUCCGGUGCAAUCGUCGCUCCAAUGCCCUCCAGGCAGCAGCAACCCGAAGCCAAACAACCAGUGGUGCAUCGAGAAUCUCACCUGCGAGACGCAGCUGGACAACAACAAUGGCUACCGCAUCAAGUACAACUGCUCACGCGUCGGCGCCUCGUGCCCCUACACCAAGAACGACCCGCACUUCCGAGGGGCGCACGGCACUCGCUUUGAGUUCAACGGCCUCCCAGAUAAGACCUUCUGCCUUCUGACCGACCGCCGUGUGCACCUGAACAUGCGCAUGCACGGGUACUUGGACGAUCGCACCAUCGGUGCGUCCAUUAUCCGCGGCGGCAAGGCCGUGCGCACGUGGAUCCGCGAGCUGGGCCUCAUGUGGCGCGAGGAGGGCGCUGUCCCUGGGGACGAGGACCGCGAGCACAGACUCCGGAUGGUGGCACGACGCGGGACCCAGCAGGAACGCGGAGAGGGGUUCGUGGAGCGGCUGGAGGUUGAUGGCGUCCUAAUCGGUCGCAUGCGCCAGGGCGAAACACUCAAGCUGGCAGGACUCGAAUUGACAUUCGUGGGUGUGCAGAUGCGAGGGCCAAUGGAGGUUGACGCGUAUCAUGUGAGCAUCCCGGGCCUCAUUGAGCUGGAUGUGAAGCUCCGAGUGGCACAUCCCCUGCUGCAGACUGCAGAUGACGCAGAAGCUCAUAUCAACCUGGCUUUCCAGCAUGUUGAGGCGACGAAGGACAUUCAUGGCGUCAUGGGACAGACCUAUCGCCCAGGGAGAGAGCAGCGGGCCAUGGAUUACACUGCUUUGUCUGCCCUGCUGCACCGCCCCGUGGCUGUGGACUCUGAACAGGGCGCAGGUUUCUUAGAUGGCUCUAUGCGCGACUACGAAUCAACCGACGUGUAUGCACCAGACUGUAGGUACUCGGCCUUUCUAUCUGGGCGCAUCUCUGGUGGAGCAAGCUGGGACUCGCAAAAGCCUGACACCCUUUUCAAUUACCAUCCUCUCUUUAUGAUCGUGGGCUUUGUAGUUGUGUUCGGCGAAGGCAUCCUUGCGUACCGCCUGCUUCCUCUGUCAAGGCCGGCCAGAAAGGUUGCCCACUUGGUCAUUAACGGGGUUGCGCUGCUGCUAGCACUGGUGGGAGUGUGGGCAGUGUUCAAGUUCCACAGCCUCAAGUCCAUUCCUGACCUUUACAGCCUCCACUCUUGGUGUGGCAUGGGGGUUCUCGCCCUCUUUGCGCUUCAGUGGUUGUCUGGCUUCUACGCGUUCUUCUAUCCAACCACAUCUCUUGCUGCUCCCCUCCCCACCGCGCGUCGGCCCGCGUCGAACCCUGCGGAUCGUGCUGCGAAGCCCCCAUGUGCUCCUCGUUCACGCCCUUCCCGCCAAUCACCCACUCCUCUCUUAUCUCUCCCGGCCUUCCCUCACCUGCCCCGCACCCGCGCCUCUCUGCACCCCCCUCUUCCCCCGCUCUCCGCCACUCAUAUCGUCCCUCCCCCUCUCCCUCCUCUUCUGGCAUGCGGCAACCUAUUGUGUAGUCCCUACCCCUCCGCGUUGCCCGCUGUAGCCCUUUUAUAUCACCUUCCGCCACCCGCGGACUCUCACCCGCCUCCGUGCCUGGGCGCCCCGCUCUCUCAACCACCCUGCGUGGACUCGCCUGUGGGAACCGGAAUGGGCGCUGCUGGCAUCCGUGGCGCGCAUGCUCAUAGCAUCGCCGCCCCUCCCGGCAGCAGUGGCGCGCGCAUGGGUGGGGAGGUGUGGGUGGUGGAGGUGGCAUCUGCGUGCGACGCGGAGAGGGAGGGCGAGAGGGAGAAGGCGAGGGAGGGCGAGAGGGAGAGGGAGGGGUGCAAGGACGCGCUGCUGAUGGCCAUAGCGGACGCGCGCCUGCACUCCCACCCCGUCGCGCUGCUGCUCGUGCAUGUCAUGACGCACGUGCGCUCCCAUGGUGGUGAGGAGGUGGAUGUGCAAGAGGCGGAUGCAGCAGCAACGAGGGACAGCGUGCAGCGCCUGCAGCAGCACGUGCUCAAGCCCCUCGUGCACUUCGCCACACACAAGGAGGUGGCGGCAACGGGCCAUGUGGAGUGUGACAGCAGGCGGGAAAGAGGUCUCUGCACUGCUGUUCGCCGCGCUUCCGCCACUCGCCUCUACCUCUCUCUCAAAAAAUCUUCCAUGAGCCACUGCCCGAACUGUUUCCCUCCAUUUCAUUCGCUCCCAACACAAGCCUUCAUCUCCACCAUUUCCCCCCACCUACCUCUUUCACACGCAUCUCCUCCCACUCACCCCCCACCUGUGGAGUGCAGGAAAGCACAUGCGAGGGGGCUGCCGUCAUCAUACCUGGUGGACUACUGCGAGGCCGUGCUGCCGCCCUCCACCACCAUCACGCUCGUGCUCGCCUCGCACAAGAGCAGCGGCAGCAGUGGCGAGGGUACCGGGGCGGCAAGGGAGGCGGGCAGCAGGAGAGCAAGCGCAGCAGUGCAGCAGGUGGCAGCGCCUGGCAGGUCCUCGGGUGGCGGGCAGGCGAAGGGCACGCCGGGCAAGGCAGGCAGCAAGAGCCGGUCGCCGCUGAGGAGAGUGGUGUCGCUGGGCGUGGGGGAGAACGCGAAGCUGGGGCGAAGGGGGAAGGGCGCAGAGCAAGGGGGCAAAGAGGCAGGGGGAGGCGAUGGGAUCCCGGCUCUGAAGCACGCGUGGGAGACACAGAACGGCGCGGCGUGGGAGCAGAGCGGUGGCACUGGCAGGGAGCCGUCUUUCCACCUGGACCCACGUGUACACGCGUCAGCAGCAGCAUCAGCAGCAGCAGCGCCCUCCCCCAGCACGUCCUCCCCUGCUGCGUCGCCCCUAGCCCCAUCAGGGUCCGCCAUGAGCUCGUUCCUGAACAAGGCGUGGAAGGAGGGCUUCCUCUGGCGCCUGCAGCAAUCCAACGCCCACACCCCUGCACCGCUCUCCAUCGCUGCGAACCACAGUGACGGGGAAGGUGACAGUGAUGGUGAUGGCACGGCUGUGGUGGCCACGCCUGUCACCCCCGCCAACGCCCGCUCCCUCUUCUCCCCCUCCCCACACCAACCCCUCGCACAUUCCCCCCGCGCCACCCCUCAUGGAGCUGCUGCUGAUGCGCACAGCCCUCGCGCUGCUGGGGACGCCCAGCCGCGCCGCAGUGCCGGCAAGGGGCAGGCGGACAGGGUGAGGCGCGCACAUGCAGGCGCGGAGAGGGGCAGUGGUGAGGGGGAGGGGGAGGCGCCUCCCGGGAUUAGAAAGAGCCACUCGGAGAGCAGGGACCCGGGCAGUGGCGCGAGCGAGGGCGAGGGCAGUGGGGGCGAGGGGAGGGAGGUGAACAGUGAUGGCAACGAGGGGAAUGCGCGGCGGCACCGGCGCAGGGUGGUAGGUGGGCGCGGGCUAGCUGCCUCUAGGUUCCGCCCACAGGGGCAAGGCGGAGGGCAGGACGCGGGGUGGGAUGAGCGGCACAGGGAGGGCAGACUGGAUGGGGAGGGGGGGUUUGGCAAGGGAAGGGCAGUGCAGGAGGAGGGGGGUUAUAUGAGUGCGGGAUGGGGCGAGGAGGGGCGGCAAGGAGUGGUUGAGUACAUGGAGGGAGAGAGUGAGAGGUGGCAUGGUGAUGGGUGUGAGGGGGUGGCGGACACAGGGGUGGAGUGGGGGCAGCAGGGCGAAGGACGGGGGUUGGCGCGAAGAGAAUUGCGCAAGGCGAGAGGAGAGAGGGAGCGAGGCGAAAAGAAAGAGGCAAGAAAGGUGGGUGAGGGAAGGAUAUGGAGGCAUGGGAGCGUGGCUGCACAGGAAGGGGCGCGAGAUGCUGUGAGGGUGGUGAAUGCGGUGGCGGUGCUGGCGGGUGGUGAGGUGCAGUCGGCCACACAACGUGACUCCCCCCGGUGGCUGCUGCACGAGGAGGAGGAGAGAGCGAGAGGUGGGGCGGACGAGGGCGAGCAGCAAGGCGCGUGUACGCACGGGGAGGCAGAGCGAGGUGAGGGGUGGGAGGAUCGGAGCAGUGGGGCUGCUGCGACCGACACUGGCAGCAGCAGCAGUGGUGUUAGCUGGUUGCGGCGCCGGCAGCAGCUGCGGCAGAAGCAGAGGAACAAGCAGAUGGAGAGAGCAGCGUGGCAGGAGUCAGGGCAGGCAUUGCGGCAUGGGGAGGAGGAAGCGGAGGCACAGGGGAGUAGUGGGGAGCAGGAGGGUGGGGUGGAGGAAGGCGAGGGGCGGCUGGAGAAGGCGAGAGUGAUGCAGCGGCGGUUGGAGCAGGACAGGGCGUGGUCGCAGGUGCGGCACACAGUGCAGAGCGCAGCAGAGAAUGGUGUGCCCGCUCCCUUCCGAUUAGAGUGGUUCUCAAGUCCCUCCCCUCCAACCUGCACACAUGCCCUCCACAUGCAGAUGGGGAGGUCCCUCUCUCCCUCCUCCACCUUUGCCAGACGCACUGCCUCGCCAACCCCUCACCACCUCGCGCACGCGCACCACUUGCCAUCGUCUCCCUCUCAUUCUCACACCGAUGCUGCCUCCUCUCCUCCCACGAGUACCUCUCCCACCGCUGCUGUUGCCGUUGCUGCUACUGCCAGCAGCGCUGUGCUCGCUGGCACGGCGGACGCCAGUGCCUCCAGCAGCAGCACCAUGGCUGGCAGCGCCCAAGGCAGUGAGCGGCCAUCCAGGCACAAGGUAGGCCGCGCUGUCAGCAGCAGUAGUAGUCACGGGGGCAGCACAGUGACAACAAGCCCACGGGGCCUCGCUGCACCUUCUGCUGCACCCUCUGCGCCCCCUCCCGCUUCUGCCACCGCUGCUGCUGCCACUAGCACGGGCUCUAAGCCAUCCCCUGGCGUGGCCUCCCCCCGUGCAGCUGCAACAGGGUCAUCAGGCAAGGGGCGCAGCAGCAGGGCGGGCAGUGGCAGCGCCAGUGGGCGCAGCAGCAACAGGAGUGCACGCGGCAGCAGCGGCAGCCUGAGUGGGUUGCUGUCACUUCCCCGCACGUCAACGGCUGACAGCUCUGUGCUCACCGCUGCCACCUUCAUCAGCAGCAGCACCAGUGGCAGACUCUCCCUCGACGCACACGUGGCAUCUACCCCUCCUCAUCUCGCUCCCUCUCCCGCUGCACACACUGCUGCGCCCGUCGUGGCACCUGCAUCCCCGGCUGCUACACCUGCUGAUGACGAUGAUACUUCCCAUGUAGCGGCUGCUGAGCCCCCUCCCUCCGCAGCGGCUGCGUUGCCAUCCCAUCGCAGCAUGGGCAAGGAGAAGAAGCGGGGUAUCAAGUUACCGCGCUCUAAAACCGUGGAGGGCAGUGCCUUCUCCUCCUCCUCCGCCUCCUCCACCUCCUCGUCCCUGCUGCCCCCCUCCCGCUCCUCCUCUACCUCUGUCUUCUCCCGUGCAGCCUCCUCCUCCGCCACCAUGGCCAAGUCCGCCUCCCUCUCCGCACACACCUCCCCCCCUUCCUCCCACGCACCCACCGGCACCUCCCCUACCUCGUGGCUCUCCUCGCUGCUGCCCCUCCGCCGCCACUCCUCCCGCUCCGACUUCCCCUCGCCUCCACACCCACCCGCCGAGCCUGCCACUGCUGUGGCUGCGCUGACUGAUGUUCCCGCGACAGCCCUCACUGCUGCUGCUGGCGCGGGCAGCACUGAUAGCCUGGACAAUAGCAGUGGCAAGCAGGACAGGACAGGUAGUUUCCGGGGCGGGGAGAACGGAAGGGACAGAUUUUACAUGUCGAGGGCAACAUCAGGGGCAGGCGGAUUAGGGAGAAGGAGAGGCAGUGGCAGUGGGCGGGGCAGCAGGAACGGCAGUGGGAGCAUGGUGGAGUUCCCAGAGGCGUGUGAGUUGCUGGCAGAGCACGCAGGGGCGCUGGCGGAGUGGGAGGAGGGCGCGGAGAGAGACGGGUCCACGGGCGCGGUGUGCAUGCCGUCUCCCCUGCGCCACCCCGCGGUGCUGAAGCGCAACAACAGCAGCGGCAACAUCUUUGCCCGCAUGUGGCGCAGCGACAGCACGGGCAGCGCCACCCAGGGCACGGUGGAGAGCGGCGAGCAGGGCGCGCAGGUGGAGAUUGCACGUGGCAGGGAUGUGGACGGGUCAGGCAGCGACGAGGGGGAUGUGGAGGGUGGUGAUGAGGGAGAAAUGGGAGAAGGGCGUGUGGAACAAGGGAGGAGGAUGGAGGGGAGCGUGGGAGCAGGGGAUAAGGGCGAUGUGGGGAGUGCACAAGGGAAGACAGCUCCAUACAGCAGCGUAGCACAGGUUGGCGAUAGGGAGCAGGGGCGGGCAGGGGAGGUGCUGACAGGGCAUGGCAGUGCGAUGGAGCAGGAGAGGCAAGGGGUGGGGGGCGAUGAGUCACAGCAAGCUGCACUGCAAGGGCGAGGGGGGGGGAGCGGAGCAGAGCAGGCGUUGCAAGGGUUGGAAGGGAAGGAGGAGGCGGCAGGGGAGACAGAGGAGUGGUGGCGGUACACUGACGACUUCAACAUGCCUCUGCCCGGGGACGACGAACCCUCUCCCACCUCCUCCUCCCUCCACGCACCGCGCCCUGCCCUUGCCUCUUCCCCACGCUCCUCCUCCCUCCCUACGGCCUCUAAGCCUGCUUGCACUCCCGGCACACAUGAAGCAGAAGGGGCAGCUCCAGCUGCGAGCGAAGCAGCAGGGACAGCAGCAGCGGCAGCGGUGACAGCGGGAGCGGAGGCGGGAGCAAGGCGGGGUGAGGGGCAGGUGCAGCAGGACAGCAUAGAUGCACUCAUUGCGUCGCUACUGGCCAUCCCAGACGUGCAGGGCGCCAUGCGCAUUGGGGACAUGCACGGGGCGCAGCAGUUGGACGUGCAAACAGAGGACCCGCAGCCGUGGCGGCAGCAGCAGCAACAGCAGCUGCAGCGCCACCAGCAAGCUGCAGCCUCCCCGCACCACCACGCGUCCCUCUCGCCAGUCCCGUCCGCGCUCUCCUUUGCGCGCCCCUCGUCGCGGCCGCUCACGCCGUCGUCAGUGCACCGGGUGGAGAGCCUUGACAGCAGCCUGCUGCGCGCCGCUGCCGCCGACUGGCGUGCCACACACGCUGCUGCGCCAGGCUCUGCCACAGCAAGCCCUGUGUGGGCCGCACCGCACACACCCGACCGGAAAGGGGGUGCUAGUGGUGCUGGUGCUGCUGGCAGUGCUGGUGGCAUGUGGUUGGUGGGGAGUGAGAGCAUGGGUGGCAUGGGUUCAGGGAUGGGCGCAUCAGCGUUUGAGCGGCGGAGUGUGGAGAGGCAGCGGUCGGUGGAGGUGCGAUCGCUCAAGGAGGAGCUGGCAGCGUACGAGCAGUUUGAUGCCGCCUCUGACGUGUGGGAGGGCGUCAAGGCUGGUGGUGCGCGGGCGGGUGAGAAGGCGGAGGGCGAUGGGGCGGGCGGUGGUGAGUACGACAUCUGGCAGUGUGUGGAGAACCUGGAAUCCUCCCACACCUCUGCUGCUUCUUCCGCUGCGGAUGCAUCGGCCGAUGCUGUCAGUGUUUCUGGAUCAGCAGCGGCUGUUGCGUCCCCCAUGUCAUCGCCUGGGCGAGUGCAUGGGAAGGCCGCCCUUGCUGCCUUGUCUGGGUCCUCAGCCCCUGCUGCUGACAGCAGUGGUGGCAGGAGUGGCGGGGACAGGGGCGGGGGCGGUGGCAGCAGCAGCAGCGGGGCAGGGCGUGUGAGUGGCAGCACGCUGCAGAGGUCGCGGCUGAGCAUGUCCAGUGGGCUGACCGACGUGCCCUUUGGCGCCGAUGCAGGGCCGGUGAGUGCAGGUGGGGAGGGGGGGAGGGAAUGGACGAGUGGAGAGGAGGAGAAGGGCACAGCUGAGCCGGUGAGCGAUCAGGCGGACAAGGCAGCAGCACCUGUGGCGGCGUCCCGGGCAUCGCUAUCACCAGCGCUACUGUCGCUGCACCAGUUCCUCCAUCCCAAGAGCUCUCCCCGUACCUCCCCCUCCGCCUCCGCCUGCUCCUCCGCUGCCGCCUCCCCCGCGGCCUCCCCCUCGCGCCCGCGCACGCCCUCCGUGCACCACGCGCACACGCGCUCGCUCUCCUUCUCGCACAGCCUGCUGCGCCUGCCCACGCCGCGCUCCAUCUUCUCGCCCUCCCGCACCGAAUCCGAGGCUGUUGCUGUGGUGCCCGCUGCUGACCCGCCUGGCAGGCGCCGGGCUAGCGAGGACAGUGCGCGCACACGUGCAGGCGAGGGGGGAUCGGCUGGUGGGUAUGGCAUGGGAAUGCAGAGUGGGGAGGGAGUAGAGCUGAGGGAUGGAGCAGGGAGUUUAUUUGGCGCAGUUUCUGCUGCUCUGGAGCGUGAGAGUGAGGAGGGUGUGGAGGGCUCGUCUGCUGUGGUGUCGCUGGGUGUGGCGAGAGGGAGGAAAGGAGUGGGGGCGAGUGGAGAAGGAGCGAGUGGGAGUGAGGACGCAGGGGAUGGGGGUGAAUUGCUGGAGCCACCCACGCCUUCUGUGGGGUGGAUGCAGCAGCGGAUAGGUGGCCAGCACCACCAGUCUGGCAGCGGCAGGCAUGGCAGUGGGCGGAGGGAGAGAGCAGAGGAAGGGCCAGAGCAAUCGCAGUACAAGGUGCAGCACUUGGGACAGCACCAGCUCCAGGUGAAUCGCUCCAAUAGCCAAGGUGCAGCAGAGGGUGGUGGGGCAGGGCCUCCCACACUGGUUCUCCCCAUGCAUUCCACCAAGCUGCUACGGCCUGCCAUGGGCGACUCACCUGCUGCGUCCCCCUCGCACCGCCUGCUGUCCCAUGGGUCGCUGCCCUGCGCCUCUGUAGCCGCUGCCAUCUCUGCCGCCGCCUCCCUCACCGCAUCCAACCCCUCCUCCUGCUCCACCUCCCCUCCUGCCGCCUCUGCCUCGUCUUCGCUGCAAGCAUCCGUGCCUCGCUCUGCCGCACCCGCACUUGCGCUCACCAGGCCUGCCACGCCAGCUGGCAAUCGGGCUCUGCCUGCUGAUUCUGCUGCUGCUUCUGCUAUGCCCGGCUCGGUCAUGACUGUUAGCAAGGCAGAGGCAGUGAAUGGGAUCUAUGAUCCGUUCACCAGAAGCAACACAUGUGCAAGUGAGCAGGGGGCGGCAGAUAGCAAGAGCUGGCAGGGCGCAGCAGCCUAUGAGGCGAGCCUCACAAGCACAAGUGCUCCCAAGUCAGCCAGCAUCCCCAACCCUCCCAUCUACAGCAUCGCCAGCACCAACCACAGCAGCAGCGGCGGUGGAAUCACAGGGGAGGGGGAUUGCCGCACCUUCUCUUCCGAUCAGCUGCUCAUGGCCACUGAUGGUUAUUCCCCCGCCAAUCUCCUGGGUCAGGGCGCUUUUGGUCAAGUCUUUCGGGGUACCCUUCUUGGCUGCCAGGUGGCUAUAAAGCGUCUGUCAGGUGCCAGCUGGCAGGGCCCUCAGGAGUUUCAAACAGAGGUGGCGGUGCUGACGCGCAUGCGGCAUCCCCACAUUCUCCUUCUCAUGGGGUGUUGCCCCGAGGAGCAGUGCUUGGUGUAUGAGCUUCUGCCGGGGGGGUCCCUGCAGAGCCUCUUGAACCGAGGGGCGCGCAUUCGCAGGAAGCGUGCAGCGGCUGCUGCCAAAGCAGCCAUUCAGAGCGCCAAAGCAGCCAUUCAAAGACAUGGCAUGUGGGGCGAUGACACGUGUGCACCUGGUAGUGCUGGGAAGGGGCUAGGAGGAGGUGGGGGACUAAGAGGAGGGGAAGAGGCUGACAAGUGGGAGAAGCAAGCAGCGAGCUGGCAUCGGUUGCAUGGUGAGGGGGCAGACAUGGGUGGUGGAGACAUGGACAGGGAUCCUGGGAUGGGGGAUGGUGGCAGUAGCGACUCUCAAGGGAGCGACAGUGACGAGGAUGAGGAAGAGAGUUUGACUGAGAGGGUUGCUCCUGAGGAUGAGAGGCAGCGGCAGUUGAGGAAGAAGCAGCAGCAGAGGCGGAGACAACGCCGGAGCCUAGAGGUAGACAGAAACCAGCAGCAGGGCCACCAGCGGACACUAACACCUCCUCACCUUCCUUUUUCUGCUUCAAACUCAUCUACAACUUCUAGUUCCACUGGCCAACCAACGUGCCCUAUUCCUUGGUCUGACAGACUGCGCAUUGCAGCAGAAGUGGCGUCGGCACUGGCAUACCUUCACCUGCACGAUCCCCCCAUUGUCCACCGUGAUUUCAAGCCAGACAAUAUACUUCUGGAUGCAAACCUCGGUGCUCGUGUGGGUGACGUCGGAUUGGCACGCCUGUUGGAGGGUGAGGGUGCAACGACAACACGGGUGCAAGGCACAACAGGAUACAUAGAUCCGGAGGAGCUUGAAACUUGCGAGAUAUCUGUUUCUGCAGAUGUCUACGCAUUUGGGCUGGUGAUGGUGCAGCUGCUGACAGGAAUACCUGAUGUUCGAAGGGUCCACAAGCUGCUUGCCGAAUGCUGGGCUGGCACAGAUGGUGAUAUAUUAUUGGCAGUAGCAGCACUUUCUCGCCAUUUGGAUGAUUCAGGAGGAACUUGGCCGAGGUCACUUGUGGAGGAGGUUCUAGUUCUGGCUCUUGAGUGUGCUGACCGGCGGAGGUCCUUGCGCCCGGACCUUGUUGAGGAGGUCUUACCUGCUGUCAUCCGGGCAGCAAGGGAAGCGGCAGCGGAGAUGCAAAGAAGGCGGCGAAUUGCACGCCUGCAAUUUUUGUGCCCGAUAUCCAAGGUAAGAAUGAUUGACAUGCCCACUUAG